CUGCCGGCGGCGGCGCGGGGGGAGCGUGUGCGCGGCGCCGGGGGCUGAGCCAGCGGCGGGGAGCCGAGCCCCGGGACACUUCGCGGGGAGGAGGAAGAAGAAGAAGAGGAGGAGGAGGAGGGAAGAGGAAGAAGAAGAGGCCGCCCUCGGCCUCGGCCCCGCCAUGCCGGGCCCCGCCGGGGAACGUGGCCCGGUGGCAGCGGCCCCCCGGGGGCUGUGAGCGGCCCGGGGCUGGCGGAGGGGGGGCCCCGGAGCGGCAUGGCCAGCCCCGUCCCCCCCGCCGCCGCCGCCGCCGCCGGGAUUUAGCCGGUGCCUGGAUGCUUUCACCUCCCGUUUCCACUUCGGGCGGGCAUGUGCGCGGGGGAACCGGGCCGCCCCCAGCCUCCUCCGGCGCGGAGCCCCCCCGCGCCCUGACUCCCCGGUGAGGGGCUCCGCCGCCAGCCCCGUCCCGCCGCCGCCGGCCCCCGGAGGACGGGGAGCGCCCUCCCGCCCUGGGCCCCCCCCGGCCGGUGGGUGCCGGGCGGGGGGCGGCGGGCACCGGUAACUUGGGUUUUUUUUAGCGUCCCCGUUUCCCCCCCCCCCUUCCUCCCCCCGCCGCCCCGGUACCGGCUCCCCCCUCCGAGGAGAUUUGGGUUUAAACUUUGGCUUUUGGGGAGCCCCGAAGAUGCCUUUCCACCCGGUGACGGCGGCUUUGAUGUACCGGGGGAUCUACACCAUCCCCAACAUCCUCGCCGAGCAGCACCCCGUGGAGAUCCCCGAGGACGAGCUGGAGGAGAUCCGUGAAGCCUUCAAGGUGUUCGACCGGGAUGGCAACGGCUUCAUCUCCAAGCAGGAGCUGGGCACGGCCAUGCGCUCCCUGGGCUACAUGCCCAACGAGGUGGAGCUGGAAGUCAUCAUCCAGCGCCUCGACAUGGACGGCGACGGGCAGGUGGACUUCGAGGAGUUUGUGACGUUACUGGGGCCCAAGCUGUCCACCUCGGGCAUCCCGGAAAAAUUCCACGGCACGGACUUCGACACCGUCUUCUGGAAGUGCGACAUGCAGAAGCUGACGGUGGACGAGCUGAAGCGGCUGCUGUACGACACCUUCUGCGAGCACCUCUCCAUGAAGGACAUCGAGAACAUCAUCAUGACGGAGGAGGAGAGCCACAUGGGCACGGCCGAGGAGUGCCCCGUCGACGUGGAGACCUGUUCCAGCCAGCAGAUCCGGCAGACCUGCGUGCGGAAGAGCCUCAUCUGCGCCUUCGCCAUCGCCUUCAUCAUCAGCGUGAUGCUCAUCGCCGCCAACCAGGUGCUGCGCAGCGGCAUGAAGUAACGGGGGGCCGCCCCGAGCGCCUGCCUGCGCCCACCGACGGGGAGCCACGGCUCCAGCGGGGCGUCCAGAGAUAUAUACACACACACACAUAUAUACUGGAAUCAGCCACAGAUCUCCCUCCCGACACACACACACCCCCCCGGAGGGAGGCAAACCCGAGGUGGGGGGAAGACCCGCGCCGGGUCCCCGCUGUCCCGGGGCGAUGGGAUCGCCUGGCUGUCUGCAGAACAUGGCAACUUUGGUGAAAGACACACAAACACACACACAAAAAAAACCCCCAAACCUCCCCUCGCUGGAAAAAAAACCAACCACCAAACCCGACCGUAAGUGCAUGUAACGUGCAUGGAGCCCCGUGUGCUGCCCCCUCCCCGCGCCGGGGGCGGGUUGCCCCCACCCCCGGGCGUAGGAUCCCAUCGGAUACACCGACACUAGCGUCUAUAGCUCUAUAUUUAUGAUAAAAACCAAAUCAUCCCCUAAGCAAUACGCGCGCCUGAGGUGGUUUCUAGUCCGAGGUGGGGGCGUUUGCAUGGACUUGGCUGCCAAGGGCUGGAUUUCACACCACCCCCCACCCCCCCACCUCCCCCCGUCCUGUCCCCGUGCCUCAGUUUCCCCACCCGCCCAAUGGGGGGACGACGCUGACCUCCCGCUUGAUGCACUUUGAGCUGACACCCCCUCCCCCUCCCACCCCGGGAAGAGCCAGAGAGACCCCAAGGAUGGGGAUCCCCCCCCCUGCCCUGCACCCCCCCCCCAGCCUGUAUGUAGCACCCACCCGGGCACGGGACGGGUUGGGAUUUGGGGCCGUUUCUCAUUCUUUGGAGUUGUUUUGGGAUUUGGGUUGUUGGUGGGCCUUUUUUUUUUUUUUUUUUUUUUUUUUCUCCCCCCUUCCUGGUUGGUUAUUUCUGAUCUGAAAUAAAACUGGGAUUUCUGAAGCGC
Messenger RNA from Chroicocephalus ridibundus (black-headed gull), 2245 nucleotides. RefSeq names its product calcium binding protein 7 (gene CABP7). Bases 665 to 1312 code for a protein of 215 amino acids. The transcript is spliced from 5 exons. Gene Ontology annotation, molecular function: calcium ion binding. The record is from RefSeq and is a predicted model, not a curated record. NCBI's taxonomy places the organism in Eukaryota, Metazoa, Chordata, Aves, Charadriiformes, Laridae. Gene Ontology annotation, cellular component: trans-Golgi network membrane.